AUGUCUCUGUUGCGACGUCUCUUGUCUACUUGUAUCUUCGAAAACAAUGCUCACGUAGUCUUCGCAGAGGCACCGAAAAUACAACUAGACGAGCUUUUUUCUCCCAACAUGCCCCUAAAUGGUCUGAGUCACUAUCUUUCAGCUGAUCUCUCAACUCCAAAUAAACAGCCGGCUCCGUCAGCAGGAAAGCCAAUGCGCCGCAUCGAACAUGAUACGCCUACGAAGCAACAGCCUGUCAGCCGAAUUGCUUCUCCGCUGCCUUCAGAAGUAGACUCCUCUCUUAAUUCGCCUCAAACGUUUUCUACGAUCGGCACGCCCACCUCCGAAUUUGGCCCCACUCCUGGACCUGACUCACACAACUGGUCGGCCGCAAUAGGCCGCGCCGCAACGGGGAAAUCGGGAAGAGUAAUAGAGAAGCUUAUGGGGGAGAACGACCGGUUGCAACGAGAGAGAAAGCUCGCUAUCGUCAAACUUGAGGAGGAGGUAAAACGUGGAGAAUCAGCAAGGUCAGCCUUGGAAGGGCUCCAAGUGUCGAACGAAACCCUGUCAUCGAUUCACGAAUCAGACAAGAUUCAGAUGACCAAGAAAGAUAGGAAGAUUGAGCUUCUAAGGGCUGAUCUGCAGUCCGAGAAGCUGCGGAGAGAGAAGGCUGAGAAGGAGACACGGGAGAGUCGACGGGAACGGGAAGAGGUCGUCGAGGAGCUACGGAGAAGUGCUGCAGAGGAUAGAGAGGAGGCAAGAAGGUCUACCGCACAAUAUGAGAUCCUCGCAAGCUCAUGGAAGACUUUGGAGGACAGGUACGAACGUCAAACGCAAAAGCUCAAGACCGAUCUCAACGAUCUUCGGACAGAGAUUAAUGGUGACAAGCGAAAGAUGACGGAGCUUGAGAUCGUGAUUGAGCAACUCACACAUGAACUCGCUAAGGUCGCGCAGGUGAAGGAUAAGCUGUUGACAGGAUUUCAGGCGUACAAGAAGGAACAGGAAUCUGGGCUUCAAGAGAUCCAGGAAAAGGCUGAGAGGAACAACAGCGCCAACGAGGAACUUCAUGAGCAGAUGAGUGGCGUGCUCGGCCAGAUGAAGCACGUUGUCAACGUCAAGAAGGAUUCUAGAGAGAACGUAUAG
Letharia columbiana is the source of this 1122-nucleotide messenger RNA. RefSeq lists its product as uncharacterized. NCBI's taxonomy places the organism in Eukaryota, Fungi, Ascomycota, Lecanoromycetes, Lecanorales, Parmeliaceae. The record is from RefSeq and is a predicted model, not a curated record. The transcript has a single exon. The coding region runs from base 1 to 1122 and encodes 373 amino acids.